GGAUCGUAGGCGGUUGAGUUUGGAGGAACGAUUACGCAAAUGAAAUGAAAGGAAACUCGAGUGUAGACUUACUUCAGCUAUUAUUGUAGACUAACUAACUACGUUUAUUUAUUUCAUUUCUCAAUUGCAAAAAUAUAUAUAUUCAAAGAGAAGAAGAAGAAGGUGCGAGCAGAGCGAAGCGAAAAUGGCAUCGGAGUCGGGUCAAAGUUCUAAUCCUUCUUGGUUUACGCCUAAAAGGCUUCUUAUGAUAUUUUGUAUCAUUAACAUGCUAAACUAUGUGGAUCGAGGAGCUAUUGCCAGUAACGGUGUAAAUGGAAGUCUUGCAACUUGUACUGACUCCGGUAUUUGUACUGGUGGCAGUGGAAUUCAGGGGGAUUUUAACUUGAACAAUUUUCAAGAUGGUGUUCUGUCAUCUGCAUUUAUGGUUGGACUCCUAAUUGCUUCUCCAAUAUUUGCUUCUCUGGCCAAAAGUCACAAUCCAUUUCGGCUUAUUGGUGUUGGAUUGUCUGUUUGGACAUUUGCGAUAGCUGGAUGUGGUAGUUCGUUUGAUUUUUGGUCUAUUGCAAUAUGCCGAAUGCUAGUUGGGGUAGGUGAAGCUUCCUUCAUAAGUCUUGCAGCACCAUUCAUAGAUGACCAUGCCCCUGCUGCACAGAAAACAGCAUGGCUUGCUACGUUUUAUAUGUGCAUACCAGCUGGGACUGCUCUGGGCUAUGUUUAUGGUGGAUUUGUUGGAAGUCAAUUUAACUGGCGUGUAGCAUUCUGGGUUUUGGCAAUUUUGAUGCUUCCUUUUCCCAUUUUGGGUUUUGUAACGAAGCCUUUGCAAUUGGAAGGUUUUGCACCCUUGGAAUCCAAACACACACCAACGUCUAUUGAAACAAAUGAUUCAGAAACUGGAGGUGAUGACAUGCUUGCUGAAGAUCAAGCCUUGCUAAGAGGAUCCAAGUCAACAUCCAAAUUGUGGGAUCAAUUCACCAUCUUUUCAAAAGAUAUACAGGAGCUCUUGCAUGACCAAGUGUAUGUUGUAAAUGUUCUAGGGUACAUAUCGUACAAUUUUGUUAUUGGAGCUUAUUCAUAUUGGGGCCCAAAGGCAGGAUACAACAUUUAUCAUAUGAGUAAUGCUGACUUGUUGUUUGGAGGCAUGACAAUUGUUUGUGGGAUUUUGGGGACAUUAGCUGGAGGCUUGUUUCUUGACAGGAUAUCUUCAACAAUCUCUAAUUCUUUCAAGCUUCUUUCUGGAGCAACAUUUCUCGGAGCAAUCUUCUGCUUCAUUGCUUUUCUUUUCAAGAGCUUGUCUGGUUUCAUAGUCUUCUUCUCUAUGGGUGAACUACUGAUUUUUGUCACUCAGGCUCCUGUAAAUUAUGUCUCUCUCCGAUGUGUAAAACCUAGUUUGAGACCACUGUCUAUGGCUGUAUCUACAGUUUCAAUCCAUAUCUUUGGUGAUGUGCCUUCCUCACCACUCGUUGGAGUCCUGCAGGAUCAUAUUAACGACUGGAGGAAGACAUCACUUUGUUUAACAUCCAUUUUCUUUCUUGCUGCUGUUAUAUGGUUCAUAGGAAUCUUUAUGAAAAGUGUUGACGUAUAUGACAAAGAUGAUGAGGAACGAUCUGCCACAUCUAGAAGAGGGAAACAGACACCAUUGAUUGAAGGGAACAGAGAUGCAUCGAGUGAAAUCUAAUUUCCCUUUCAGUAGUACUAAUACUGUGCUUCAAGUGUAUAUUAACUUCAAUUAUGAAAAGGGUAAAAGUCGGGUAGUAUCUUUACUACAACGAAUCAUGUGGUAAAGGGUGGACGAUGGUUUUGAUAAUGUCAUGUUAUCAGUACAAAAGGAUAUUGAACUUUACUUUAUGUUUGAAAAGAGUCUGUUUAUUCUUUCACGGGUCAAUAUGUUGCUCCUUGUAAAUUUGUAAUUAUCCAGUCUUGCCAUGAAAAAUAAACCAACGGAUAUUUUGUUCUA
This is a messenger RNA of Vigna angularis (adzuki bean), 1954 nucleotides long. Its product is annotated as probable sphingolipid transporter spinster homolog 2. Gene Ontology annotation, biological process: transmembrane transport. The record is from RefSeq and is a predicted model, not a curated record. Gene Ontology annotation, molecular function: transmembrane transporter activity. NCBI's taxonomy places the organism in Eukaryota, Viridiplantae, Streptophyta, Magnoliopsida, Fabales, Fabaceae. The transcript has 16 exons. Gene Ontology annotation, cellular component: membrane. The coding region runs from base 185 to 1675 and encodes 496 amino acids.